Molecule: messenger RNA, 3569 nt
Organism: Passer domesticus (house sparrow)
Lineage: Eukaryota; Metazoa; Chordata; Aves; Passeriformes; Passeridae
Gene: TMF1
Product: TATA element modulatory factor 1
Exons: 17
Coding region: 105-3425 (1106 amino acids)
Cellular component (GO): endoplasmic reticulum; Golgi apparatus
Source: RefSeq, a predicted model, not a curated record
GCCUGCGCGGGGCCCGCUCCGCUCCGCUCCCUCAGCGCCGCGCCCGGCCCGGCCCCGCCGGCAGCGGGGGCAGCUGCGGGAACGGGGCUGCCGAGCCGCCCACGAUGAGCUGGUUCAACGCCUCGCAGCUGUCCAGCUUCGCCAAGCAGGCGCUGUCGCAGGCGCAGAAGUCCAUCGACCGGGUGCUGGACAUCCAGGCCGAGGAGACCCCCUGGCCCGACGCCGUCAUCCCCGACUACGGUGACGGAACAAAUUCUCUCAUAAGUGGAGGAUGGGACACAUCUUCCUGGGGCUUGAACUCAACUACAGAACCCCAGAAUCAGCCAGUAUCGCCCACAGCCAUCACAAAGCCGGUGAGGAGGACGGUGGUGGAUGAGUCUGAGAACUUCUUCAGUGCCUUUCUCUCCCCAACAGACGUUCAGAGUAUCCAGAAAAACCCAGUGGUGUCCAAACCUCCAGCCAAAUCACAGCGACCCAAAGAGGAGGUGAAGAGCACUUUAAAGGAGUCUCAACACUCCAGUCAGCUGGAAGGGCCAGUGACAGCAGAGGCAGAGGUGAAGGAUUCCUCUGUAGCUGACCUGGACUUGAAAAGCCUUGAUAUUCCCAAGGAGAAAUUAGAAGAGAAUGCUGUACUUAAAUCUGAUGUGCAGCAUGAGGCAAGCACAAAUGAAGUUACUGACAAAAAGGUGUCUGCUCUAAAUUUUGAAGAACCUGAAGUUUCUCCUACUGAGAAAUCCAAUGUGGGAGGAGAUGGAGCAGCAGGUGCACCCGAGGGCACUUCUCAGCCCCUUGGAGCAGGCACGAAAGACCUGGCCUUGGAAGGGAAGGAGAGAAAGACUGAGGACAGACAAAGCAAUACCCCAUCACCUCCCAUCAGCACCUUCUCCUCAGGCACGUCCACAACCAGUGAUAUUGAAGUUCUGGACCACGAAAGUGUGAUAAGUGAGAGCUCAGUAAGUUCCAGACAGGAAGCUGCAGAUUCCAAGUCCAGCCUUCACCUCAUGCAGACGUCGUUCCAGCUCUUAUCCACGUCUGCCUGUGCGGAUUAUAAUCGCUUAGAUGACUUCCAGAAAAUGACUGAGAGCUGUGGCUCCUCAGAUGCUUUUGAAAGAAUUGAUUCAUUCAGUGUGCAGUCCUUGGAUAGCAGGAGUGUCAGUGAAAUAAAUUCAGAUGAUGAGUUAUCAGGCAGGGCUUCUGCUUCAGCGUCUGUCGCUGUCAGUCCUUCCGUGCCAAAGACAGAAACGGGUGACGCCCUGAAAAAUAAAUCUGAAAACUUGAAUGAUGCUCCUGUGCCACAUGCUGAGGAAGCUGAGAUGGAAGAGAGUGGGAGAAGUGCAACCCCUGUUAAUUCUGAGCAGCCAGAUGUUGUUUUGGUUGCUGCCGUGCAAACUGUUGAAAGACAGGUGGUGAAGGAGGAGGCUGAGCCCCAGCAGGAUGCUGGGCAACAGUUGGUAGAAGAGGACACUGAAAAGCAAGAGCUUAAAAAGAUGAUUGAUUCAUUAACAGAGAAGCUGGAGAAGAGGGAAAUACAGUUACUAAGCACUAGUAAAGAGAGGGCUCGCUUGGAAGAAGCUUAUGAUAACCUCAAAGAUGAAAUGUUUAGAAUGAAAGAAGAGAGCAGCAGCCUUUCAUCUCUUAAGGAGGAGUUUGCUCAGCGAAUUGCAGAUGCUGAGAAGAAGCUCCAACUAGCCUGCAAAGAGAGAGAUGCAGCUAAAAAGGAAGUAAAGACUGUUAAAGAGGAAUUGGCUACUAGACUUAAUACCAAUGAAACUGCUGAAUUAUUGAAAGAAAAAGAAGAGCAAAUCAAAGGAUUAAUGGAGGAAGGAGAAAAGCUUUCCAAGCAGCAGCUGCAGAAUUCCAACAUUAUUAAGAAAUUAAGAGCCAAAGAGAAAGAGAGAGAAAAUAUUAACACAAAACAGAACAAAAAGAUUAAGGAAUUGGAAGAGGAGUUGCAGCAUUUAAAACAGGUGCUUGAUGGCAAGGAGGACCUUGAGAAGCAGCAUCGAGACACCAUUAAACAACUGAACAGCGUUGUGGAGAGACAAGAGAAGGACCUCACUAAACUUCAGGCAGAAGUGCAGGAGCUUGAAGAAAGGAACAGGAGUGUGCAGGCAGCACUCGACAGUGCCUACAAGGAACUUGCAGAUCUUCAUAAAGCUAAUGCUACAAAGGACAGCGAGGCUCAGGAAGCAGCCCUGAGUCGGGAGAUGAAGGCAAAGGAAGAGCUUGGGUUAGCACUGGAAAAGGCCCAGGAGGAGGCUCGGCAGCAGCAAGAAGCUUUGGCAAUUCAGGUGGCGGACCUGAGGCUGGCACUGCAACGUGCAGAGCAGCAGGCAGCAAGAAAAGAAGAUUAUUUACGGCAGGAAAUUGGUGAACUACAGCAGAGACUGCAGGAAGCAGAGAGCAGGAACCAAGAGCUGAGCCAAAGUGUAACCUCUGCUACCCGGCCGCUGCUGCGGCAGAUAGAGAACCUGCAGGCCACGCUGGGAGCACAGACCUCUGCCUGGGAGAAACUGGAGAAGAACCUUUCUGACAGGCUGGGUGAGUCUCAAACUCUUCUAGCAGCAGCUGCUGAGAGAGAACGGGCUGCUACAGAGGAACUUCUUGCUAAUAAAAUUCAGAUGUCUUCUUCUGAAUCUCAAAAUAGUCUUUUAAGGCAAGAAAAUACCCGUCUUCAGGCUCAGCUGGAAGUGGAGAGAAACAAAUUGAAGAAAAUGGAAAAUGAGAACAGCAGGUAUGAGGUUGAACUAGAAGGGCUCAAAGAUGAGUAUGCAAAAACCUUGGAAGAUGCAAAGAAAGAAAAGGCGCUGCUGGCUACUCAGUUAGAAAUGGAGAAGAUGAAGGUUGAACAGGAGAGAAAGAAGGCUGUUCUUGUCCAAGAAGCAGCAAAGGAGAAGGACCGAAAGUCAUUCACAGUUGAAACUGUAUCAAGUACACCCUCAAUGUCCCGCUCCAGUUCCAUAAGUGGGGUGGACAUGGCAGGUCUUCAGACCUCUUUCCUCUCACAGGAUGAGCCUCAUGAUCACUCCUUUGGACCAAUAGCUACCAGUGGGAGCAAUCUCUAUGAUGCAAUAAGGAUGGGAUCAGGUUCAAGUAUAAUUGAAAACCUUCAGUCACAGCUAAAACUGAGAGAAGGAGAGAUUUCACAUCUACAGCUGGAAAUUGGAAACCUGGAGAAAACUCGAUCGAUAAUGGCAGAAGAGCUGGUUAAAUUAACAAAUCAAAAUGAUGAACUUGAAGAAAAAGUGAAGGAAAUACCCAAAUUACGCACACAGUUAAAGGACUUGGAUCAGAGGUACAACACCAUUCUGCAGAUGUAUGGGGAGAAGGCAGAGGAGGCUGAGGAGCUCCGACUGGAUCUGGAAGAUGUGAAAAACAUGUACAAGACUCAGAUAGAUGAACUUUUAAAACAAAGACAAAAUUAAUGCCUCGUGGAACUGUUAGCGUUGUAUGGUGACAGACUGUAAAGAUAACUGUUUAUGUAAAUGCUGAAUUUAAAUGUCUUGUAAAAAAACCCUGUAUUAUAGAAAAUGUGACUAUAUUAUAGAGUUCAUAUGUUGACAGAAGAA